Molecule: messenger RNA, 576 nt
Organism: Aphanomyces astaci
Lineage: Eukaryota; Oomycota; Saprolegniomycetes; Saprolegniales; Verrucalvaceae
Exons: 2
Coding region: 1-576 (191 amino acids)
Source: RefSeq, a predicted model, not a curated record
AUGGCAGCAACCCAACGACACCAUGACGAAUGGUUUGAUGCGAACUUUAUCGACCAUAGACGUAGUGGUUCCUUCGGCCAUUCCACUUCAGUCGCGGACACUUUUCGUGCCGUCCACGACACGUUUGAGCAUGAGAAUAAAGUCGCCCGCGAAGAACGCGACCUCAACUUCAACGACAACGUGGCAAGUAACGCCGACAACUUUGACGGAAUGGAUUACCAGACAGCCGACGACAACGGAUUGAGCUCCGACAACAUAACAGCGUACAUCAGUGUGUUAACCAAUUCGAGAAAUUACUUCCCGCUUGUCCCCGUCGCGGACACUUUUCGUGCCGUCCACGACACGUUUGAGCAUGAGAAUAAAGUCGCCCGCGAAGAACGCGACCUCAACUUCAACGACAACGUGGCAAGUAACGCCGACAACUUUGACGGAAUGGAUUACCAGACAGCCGACGACAACGGAUUGAGCUCCGACAACAUAACAGCGUACAUCAGUGUGUUAACCAAUUCGAGAAAUUACUUCCCGCUUGUCCCCGGUAAGUGCACUCAAAUUGAGAUCCCCUUACGUAGCAAAUAG